This is a messenger RNA of Gracilinanus agilis (Agile Gracile Mouse Opossum), 336 nucleotides long. RefSeq names its product vesicle transport protein SFT2B-like. The record is from RefSeq and is a predicted model, not a curated record. Gene Ontology annotation, biological process: vesicle-mediated transport. Gene Ontology annotation, cellular component: membrane. The transcript has 4 exons. NCBI's taxonomy places the organism in Eukaryota, Metazoa, Chordata, Mammalia, Didelphimorphia, Didelphidae. Bases 1 to 336 code for a protein of 111 amino acids.
AUGGAGAAAAAACCUGAUUUGAUGCUGCUUAUUGUGUUUAUUUCGCUCUCCGGGUCUGACAGGGUCUGUUUUGCUCACUCUAGUACUAUCUUUCUCAUGGGACCAGUGAAGCAGUUGAAACGCAUGUUUGAGACUACACGACUGAUUGCAACCAUCGUGAUGUUGAUGCUGUUACCUCUACCUUUGGUGUCUUCUUCUCAUCUCUCUGGCUAUUCCUUCAUUCCAGGCCCAGGACAAUUGUGUCUUGUACUCACUCUGUGUUCUGCCUUCUGGUGGCACAACAAGGGACUUGCUCUCAUUUUCUGCAUUUUGCAAUCUUUGGCCUUAACAUGGUAA